AUGAGUUCUCCAGACUUAGUUAAUCCAAGUGACUCGGAGAAUAGCGUGCACUCAAAUGUGGAUGAGCAACCCGGAGAAAAGAACUCUCCAUAUGACGAUCUUACUUCAAAAAAUGAAAGAAAUGACGCUAUCUAUACCAUUAAGGAGGUCUUACCAGACUGGGGCGGAAAGAAGUGGUAUCGAGUUCGUCAUAUUCAGAAAUUGAGUCUUAUGAUAUUUAUUAUUUCCUUAACCUCAACAAAUAACGGUUAUGAUGGUAGUAUGUUCAACGGCCUUUAUGCCAUGAGCUCUUUUAACAAUGCCAUCGGUAACGUUAGUGGUGCUACUUUGGGAGCACUAACUAAUGGUAUGGUGUUCGGUUGCUUCAUCACAUUUCCCUUUGCCCAAUGGAUGAUAGACAACCUUGGAAGAAAGAUGUCCUUGCACAUUGCGAAUAUUGUUAUGGUUGUUGGUGUGAUCAUCCAAAGCUUUUCUGGGGCUUGGAUUAAGAGUAUGCCAGCUGACUACGCAAAGAAAGACAUUUUUGGUAUGUUGCUAGGUGCCAGAAUCAUUCUAGGUGCUGGAAACAACAUUGGCGUUGUUGCUGCACCUACUUUGAUUAGUGAAUUGUCAUAUCCAACCCAUAGAGAUACUUGUACUACAUUUUACAAUUGUUGCUGGUAUUUAGGAGCUACAAUUGCCUCAUGGGUGUCCUACGGUACGAGAAAUAUUCACAAUGACUGGAGUUGGAGAGCAGUCACAGUUAUUCAAGGAUUAUUCCCCUUGCUUCAAAGUUUAUUGAUUCCAUUUCUUGUUGCAGAAUCUCCAAGAUAUUUAAUCUCAAAGGGUAAAUUUGAUCAGGCAAAGAGCGUUUUAAGAGAGUAUCAUGCAGGAAACGAUCCAGAAGGUGAAGCAUUGGUUGACUACGAGAUGAUGGAGAUUCAGUUGGCAAUUGAUCAAGAAAGAGAAGUCUCGAAGCACUUUUCUUACAGAGAUUUCAUUAAGACUAAAGCAAACAAGAAGAGAUUAUGGCUUCUCGUCUGGACUGCCAUUUUCAUGCAAUUGAGUGGCAAUGGUCUUGUGUCGUAUUAUUUGGCCAAAGUGUUAGACUCUAUUGGAAUAACUUCAGAAAGCGAGCAGUUGGUUGUUAAUGGUGGCUUGAUGAUCUAUAACUUGGGAGUUUCUGUCCUCGUCGCUUUCUUCGUCAUUCCUUAUGUGAAAAGAAGACACGCAUUCAAUGCCUGCUUGAUUGGAAUGCUUAUCUGCUAUAUUGUUUGGACAAUUCUUUCUGCUAUCAAUCAGCAGAGAAACUUCAAUGACAAACCGUUAGCUCAAGGUGUUCUUGCAAUGAUUUUCCUCUUUAAUGCUUUCUACAAUCUUGGUUUGAAUGGACUACCUGCAACGUAUAUUACGGAGGUGCUACCAUUCUCUCUAAGAGCUGGUGGUGUCAAUCUUUUUCAGAUUGUUCAACAAGUUGUGAGUGUUUAUAAUGGUUUCGUCAAUUCCAUUGCUAUGGAUGCUAUUGAAUGGAAAUACUACAUCGUAUAUUGCUGUUGGUUGGGAGUAGAAUGUGUUGUUUGCUAUUUCACCUUCAUUGAGACUAGUGGAAGAACUUUGGAAGAGGUUGCUGAAAUUCUUGGCGAUGGAUCUGCUGGAAUGAGAGAGACCAGUGGUAUUGCCGCUUUAGAAGCAGAACGUGGUCAAAGUAAGGAGAUCAAAGCCAAGCAUGUUGAGAAUGCCUGA
This is a messenger RNA of Brettanomyces nanus, 1722 nucleotides long. RefSeq lists its product as uncharacterized. Gene Ontology annotation, cellular component: membrane. The transcript has a single exon. Gene Ontology annotation, molecular function: carbohydrate:proton symporter activity. The record is from RefSeq and is a predicted model, not a curated record. The coding region runs from base 1 to 1722 and encodes 573 amino acids. Gene Ontology annotation, biological process: carbohydrate transport; transmembrane transport. NCBI's taxonomy places the organism in Eukaryota, Fungi, Ascomycota, Pichiomycetes, Pichiales, Pichiaceae.